Styela clava is the source of this 3108-nucleotide messenger RNA. NCBI's taxonomy places the organism in Eukaryota, Metazoa, Chordata, Ascidiacea, Stolidobranchia, Styelidae. The record is from RefSeq and is a predicted model, not a curated record.
AUGCUUCGUUUCAGAAUCACAGCAAAUAAUUCUAAUACCAAAGAAGAAUGCUUCUCAACAUUCAUUAUUCCCAAAACAAACACGUCAGUGAUCAGUGAGAUUUCAGGAUUGAAGGCAACUACUGAAUAUCAUAUAACGAUCGUGGUCUGCGAGUCAGACGCUAAAUGCAGCUCUGCAUAUUCAACCAACGCAACUGCAACAACAAAUGGAAAAACCGAACCUGUGAAAUCUGCAUCUCUAUCGACCAACUGCUCUAUGCAAUGGAUUUGGAAACAUAAUAACCAACCAAAUAAUGUUACAAGUUUAGAAGUCACAAAAUACUGCCUGAUCAUUGCAACAAGAUCGAACGUAAAGUCUCCCCAUAUAAACUCAUUCAACAUAUCAAUGCCGCAAACAUUUACUCCGGUGCCAAACAGAAACUGCACAGUAUCAAUACAAGUUAUUGGAUGUGCCGGAUUGAGCGAGGCAGUGAAUGCAACUGGAUAUUGUGUUGGAAAAGCAGCAGCUCCGAAUGAAAUUGCGAAACCUGUGGUUUCUGAUGACGCCAUCGAUAGUAACGGGAUGCGCGAAGUAACCGUGACUAAACCUGAUGAAAGCAACGGUUUACUGAGCUGUUUAUUCAUCAUUGUAAAAGAUGGAUCAUCGGAACGGAAUAUCAAUUUUAGCAUGGAGAAUUUGAACAUGGCGCAGAGCUCAACCACUCAAUACAUCGCAGUAGCGCUUCCAGUUUACAAAUUUACUGGCGAUAAACAAGUUAACAAGCUUGGUGAUGGUUCGAAUUCUUCUUGUAACGUCACUCAAAUAAUCGAUUCUGUGUCCAAGAAAAGAAGACGACGGAGAAAUGUCGAAAAGAAUACAAAAUUCGUAGGACAAAAUCGUAAGCUUGACAAAGAAAAAUCUUACAGUGUGUUCAUCGUUGCAACAACGCCUUGUGGAAAUAAAAUUUGCAUAAAAACGAGUCCACCAACCCAAUUAAGCAAAACAAAUGGAUUUCAAUCUUGGAUAAUUGUAGUAAUUGUAGCCGGAGCUUGCUUGUUGAUAGCUGUGCUGAUUAUAGUUGUAGUAAUAAAUCGACGUAAAGCGAAAAGUGGCACAAGCGAAAUCGAUUCAAUGAACGAAGUUAUCCCAACAAUACCGGAUAACGCGGACUCAGCUUCGAAAUUUCAAAAUGAAGAAGCAACAACUGGCGGUUAUGCUGAAGUGGGUUUUACUGCAACAAACGAAAAUUCUCCAUCAACCUCAAAAUCAAGUUCAAUUAUACAAACUAAAGUGAACACACCGAUCGCACCAAAGACGCAAGUAAAUGCAGAGAAAGAUUUAGGUCCCUACGCCAAUGUAUCAGUAAACGUUCAUCCAAAAUCCUCCGAUACCUCUAUCAAUAUUUCUGAUUUGGAAGAAGUUUACAAUUCGAUGAGAAAAAAAGAAAACUCACAUUUUUUCGAUCAAUUUCAGAAAAUUCUUUCGGAAGCUGCCAAACUGGGAGGGCCAAAAAAGUUUGCUUCUAAUCCUGAAUUGAAGAAAAAGAACAGAUACAAGAAUAUUCUUCCAUUUGAUGAAACUAGAGUGAAAAUUUCACCCGAAGGUUCGGGUUAUAUCAACGCCUGUUAUAUUGAUGGUCACAACAAGCGACGUAAAUACAUUGCAACUCAGGGACCUCUUGCAACGACUGUCGAUGAUUUUUGGCAGAUGAUAAUCGAACAUAAAUGCUAUUUGAUCGUGAUGUUGACAAAGGAAAGAGAGGCUGAGAAGAAAAAAUGUGAAAAAUAUUGGCCCGAUGAGAACAAAAACCAGAAGUUUGGUUCCGUGCUAGUGGAAAAUGUACAUGAAGUCAACUACGGCUCGUUUAUAAAGCGAAGUUUUACUGUGAAGUCUCGUAAUAAGGGUCAUGAUGUCACAACCAAUGUACACCAGUAUCAAUUCUUGAAAUGGCCUGACCAUGGUGCACCGGCAACCACUUCAGAUUUAUUACGAAUGCAUCGGGCUGUGAUAAAAAGUUAUGAGAAAAUCGGAAAAGGUUCUCCAAUUGUAGUGCAUUGCAGCGCUGGUGCAGGACGAACAGGGACAUUGAUUGGUUUUGAUAUCCUGCUUGAUGAAAGCAAGUCUACAAGAUCCGUUGAUGCCUUUGCUUGCGUUCUCAACAUGAGAAAACAAAGAGUGGAAAUGGUGCAAAAUUCUGAUCAAUACGUUCUCGUUCACAAGCUCGUUCUGGAAGCCAUCUUGUUUGAAGACAGAGAUUUAUCUUCUGAUGAAGCAAAAGCUAAAUUGCAAAAGAUAAAGACUCCUGAUGGCGAAGCUUCAUUGAAGAAAGAAUUUGAAGAUUUAAACCGAAUUGGACCAAUGAAGGACUCAAAACUUCGCGGGCUCCAAGGAAAAAAUGAGAAGAUGAACAGAUCAAAGAAGUCUGUACCAUAUGAUUACACACUGGUAAGCAUAUUUAUGCAACAAGAUGAAGAUGAGAAUCCUUAUAUGAAUGCUUCAUGGGUAGAGAGUUAUGACGAGUCAAGUCCAAUGAUCGCAUCUCAAGGUCCAACUUCGUCAAACAUUGAUUUAUUCUGGAGAUCGGUUCUAGAUAACAACGUUAAUACAAUCGUUAUGUUGACAAAACUCAAAGAAGGAAAAGAAGAACAAUGUGCUCAGUAUUGGCCUGCAAAUGUUGGCGAGGUUAUGAAAUGGGAGGACUUAUCUGUAACUAGAGUUGGUGACCAGGCAGACGGUUUCAUAACAGAAAGAAAACUUCGGGUGGACAGGGGACCUCAAUCGAAAACUGUGACUCAGUUUCAUUACACGGUAUGGAAAUCAACAAGUUGCCCUGAAGAUGGAAGAGAAAUAAUUGAUCUUGUUAAUAAGAUGCAGAAAAACAUUCGAUCAGCUGGGAAUGGAGUUACUCUCGUUCAUUGCAGUGACGGGAUCGGCAGGACUGGUGUAUUCUGUGCAACGGUGAAUCUGAUAGAUCGAUUGAAAUGUGAGAAUCGAGUUGAUGUUUUCAGAACUGUGAAAGAUCUCAGAGAUGGAAGACCAAAUAUGGUGGAAAAUUUAGAUCAAUACAAGUUCUGCUAUCAAGCAAUCGUCGAGUAUCUGAGAUCAUUUGAUUUGUAUUCCAACUUUUAA